GAACCACCACAGUUUACAAAAGCAUUGCCCGGUGAUAUUGGCGAAGUGGAGGAAGGCGAGCCGUUGCAUUUGGAAUGCCAGAUUGUGCCAGUCAGUGAUAAUACGCUGCAGAUUUAUUGGCUCAAAGAUGGCAAACCCAUUCCAACAGGACACCGAUUCCGCACUUUUCAUGAUUUUGGCUUCGUAUCGCUAGAUAUUUUGGACGUUUAUGCCGAAGACUCAGGCACGUACACCUGUGUCGCGAAAAACGCUCUUGGACAAGCGGAAUCAACGAUCACUUUCACGUGCAGAGCCAAGGAACGAAUUCUUGGCCAAACACAACAUCCAAGCAGCGUUGCGCGAAUCCAAGAAAUAGAAGCACCAAAAGCGGCUCCUGAAGAGAUUCCGGAUGCGGCAAAAGAAGCACCGCGAUUUAUCAAACAUAUCGGAACUGGUGAAAUGAUGUAUGUUACUGAAGGCGACAGUGUUUAUCUGGAAGCACGAGUUUCGCCGGCUGAUGACAACUCGCUAACCUACGAAUGGUUGCUAAAUGGUAAACCAUUGAUGAAAGCUCAUCGUUUCGUUCUCAGCCAUGAUUUUGGAUUUAUAGCCCUCAAUAUUUUGUAUAUGUAUCCAGAAGAUAGCGGUACUUACACGCUUGUUAUAAAAAAUGCCGCUGGUGAAGCCCAGUCUGUAGCCGAUAUCGAUUGCGCCGCCAAGGGUAGCAUGAUAACUGAAUCGUUCCAUCCCAAUUCAGUCCAACGUAUUCGUGAGCUUGAAAUGCCACUGCAACCACCAGAUGAGCGACCAGAAGCUCCCAGAAUGGCACCGCAAAUCGUACGACCUUUGCCACCGCAGCUGGAUAGUAUUCACGAAAGUCAAACACUGCAUUUGGAGGCCCAGAUCCUGCCGGUCGACGAUAAUCAGCUUAAGGUUGAAUGGCUUCAUAAUGGUUAUCCAUUGAAAGCUGGUAGCCGAUAUCGCUUAAUGAACGAUUUUGGUUUUGUUUCACUGGACAUUGACUAUGUGAUUCCAGAAGAUACUGGGACAUAUACGCUGGUUGUUACAAAUCCAGAAGGUUGUUGA
Messenger RNA from Gongylonema pulchrum, 1065 nucleotides. The record is from the annotation of a GenBank genome assembly. NCBI's taxonomy places the organism in Eukaryota, Metazoa, Nematoda, Chromadorea, Rhabditida, Gongylonematidae.